This is a messenger RNA of Cornus florida, 4925 nucleotides long. RefSeq lists its product as uncharacterized. The transcript is spliced from 7 exons. The coding region runs from base 141 to 1151 and encodes 336 amino acids. NCBI's taxonomy places the organism in Eukaryota, Viridiplantae, Streptophyta, Magnoliopsida, Cornales, Cornaceae. The record is from RefSeq and is a predicted model, not a curated record.
CGGGUCAGCACCGCGAACUAUAUAAAAUUCUUAAUUCCUAAUAAGAAACAGCACGUUUUGACACCAAUUCGUGCUUAAUUCCUUAAACAACGCUGACCCAUCAAAAGUCGCAACAAACCCAGUUUGUAAAGGGCAACAAAAUGGAAGAAGAAAGCAGAAACUGGAGCGAAUCGGUGGACGACCUCGUUCACAGAGGCGAUGUCGAUGAGGCCAUCUCUCUUCUUGAACGGGUGGUUUCGAAUUCAUCGCAUUCGGAUCUUCAAUUGUCCUCUGCUCUCUUCGACUUGUCCAAACUCUUCCACUCCAAAGGCUUCUCUCUCAAAGCCGACGAGGCUCACUCUCGCGCACUUGUCAUCAGACAACAGUCUCAGCAGACUCCAAAUCCUCAAGGUGAUUUAAAAUUUUCGAAUAAAAAAUCAGAGGAAGAAGGCAUUGCAGCUUCUAGGGUUUCGGCUAGUAAUGGGUCUACAGAUGAUGGAUAUAGGGGGAAACCUUCAAAAAUGCCUGCAGAUGAUUUGCCUCAUGAAAGUUGUUCCGACGAUGAUUGGGAAGCUAUCGCUGAUCGUGCUCCAGAUGAAUUACUUCCUCCUGAAUGCAUGCCAGGAGUUUCAAAACUCUCACUGGAGGAGACCAAAGUUAAAGCACCUAAAAGGCGUGGAAGGGGAACAUUCUCAUAUAGGAAACAUAGCUUGUAUAGUGACCAGCAGACUGAUGAGUCUAAUGUUGAUGACUCAGAAAAUGGAAUUUUGUGCCAUAGUUCUGAAGGAGACACGGAAAUUAGAAAAGCAAAAUAUGGUACAGAUCAUGUUCUUGUUCUGGAUGACUUUCCACCAAGUACGCGGACAAUUGACCUGGAAAAGCUAUUGGAAAGUUUCAAAGAUCGCGGAGUUGUGAUUCGCUGGGUUAAUGAUACAACUGCUCUUGCAGUUUUUAGAACACCUUCAAUUGCACUAGAGGCCUGUAAAUGCAUUCAAUGUCCAUUUCCCGUGCGUGUACUUGGUGAAAAUGAUGACCUUCUGAGCUCAAUUCCAACAAAAGGUGAGUGCGUGGAUUCUAGACUGUGCAGUGGGAUCAAGACCUAUGAUCACGUCAGUUGGAGCCUCCUUUAUUUGUCGGAGAGGAUUUGUUUUGGAGAGAGAUGGAGAAGAUGAAUUGAGUUUUGUAUCUCAAGCAUUAGAUUCUCGGUCCUCUGAAUGGAGCUCUGAUGGGGUUCUUUUAUAGUUUGAAGGGGUUGAGGCGAGGAGAUCCUUUUUCUCCUUUUCUUUUUCUCAUUGUGAUGAAGGUUCUUAGUAGGAUGAUGAAGAGUGGUGAAUUUGGGUUUAUUGUGAGGCUUUCUGGCGGGGAGUGACGUUCUUAGUUAAUUGGAGAUCUCCUAUUUUAUGUUUGCUGAUGCUACUUUGGUUUUCUGUAAUGCGGAUGUGUCUCAGAUGAGGUAUUUGAGAUGCGUUCCGAUAUGGUUUCAGGCUUCCAGUUUGAAGGUAAGUGUGGGAAAAGGCGUUUUGAUUCCAGUCGUGGAGGUUUGUGAGAUUGUCCCUCUUGCCGACACUUUGGGUUGUUGCAUUGGCUAUUUUCCCAUUUCUUAUCUGGGGCUACCUCUUGGGACUCCAUUGAGGAGAGUGGGAAAUUGGGAUCCUGUGGUGGAGAGGUUCGAGAGAAGGUUGGCAGGCUGGAAGAAAUAGUAUCUUUCGAAGGGUGGAAAGGUUACUUUGAUGAAGAGCAUUUUCUUGAGUCUCUGUACUUAUUUCCUUUCUCUUUUUCACAUUCCCUCUUGGCUGCAGCGGAAUUUUCUAUGGGGAGGGAACGGGGAGGAGUUUUAGCAUCAUUUGGUCAACUGGAAGCAAGUGUGUUGCUCGAUUCGAAAGGGUGGGUUGGGUAUCAUUGUAUCAGAAGUUUGACGCCUUUCAAUAAGGCCCAACUGGGAAAGUGGCUUUGGAGUGGAGAGCCACAGAUUGUGGAGGAGGAUGAUUGCAGGUAGAUUUGGGGUGGCUAGGGGUGGAUGGUGCUGUCUUGAGGUGAAGAUUACUGGUGGAGUUGGGAUUUGGAAAUUCAUCCCGAAGGGGUGGGAUAAAUUUUCUGCACACAUCAGGUUUCGAGUCAGGAACGACAACAUGAUUUGUUUUUGGGAGGAUAUAUGGUGGUGAUUGUUCUCUUGCCUUUUCUUUUCCUAGACUCUUUAGGAUUGCCACGGACGGAUGCGCCUUGUGUUUGAGUGCUAUCACCUUAAUAGUGGGAGAACAUCCUAGGAUGUGUGCUUUCUAAGGCACUUUCAGGAUUGGGAGAUUGAGAAAGCCAUUGGCUUGUUUAAGUUAUUGUAUUGCCAAGAGAUUGUGGGUGGAGUUCCUGAUGUUUUGGUGUGGGUUCCUUCUUCCCAGGGUCAUUUUGGGGCUCGGUCUUCUUAUAGGUGUCUAAUGGAUGCUCCAGGGAUUCAUUCUCGUGGAAGGCUAUUUGGGGUUCUAAGGCCCCUCUCGAAUUGCAAUUCUUCGCUUGGACAUGUGUUAGGGAAGAUUUUGACCCAGGAUAAUCUUUUAAGGAGGAGUCAGGUUGUGGUCAACUGCUGCAGCAUGUGCUUGAGAAAUGAGGAGACAGUUGAUCAUCUUCUUUUGCAUUGCCCAGUAGCUAGGGGCUUUUGGGUUUUGAUGUUGAGUUUGUUUGGGUUCAGUGGGUUGUGACCAGGUCUUCUAGAGGCUUGGUUGAGGCUUGGAGAGGUUGUACAGUGGGGGCCCAAGAUCGUGAUUUCUAGAGGGUCAAGCCUUUGUGCGUCUGGUGGUGUUUAUGACUUGAAAGAAAUAGGAGAUCUUUUGAAGGAAAUGAGACCUCUAUUGGCACGCUGAAGUUCUCCAUUAUUAGCACUCUUUUUUGUUGGGUUUUAGGGGAGAAAUUGUAAAUCCAUGGAUGAGAUAGUUGAUUUUGUGGAUUCCUUGAGAGUUUCGAGGCUCUAUUUGGCCUUGUGUCGUUUAUGAGGGAUGCGUUCCCCUUUUGAACGCUUCUUAAUACAGCCUUAUUAAAAAAGAAAAAAGAAAAAAAAAAAAAAGAAGAGCAAUUACAUAAUGAGAACGUUGAUUUUACGUGGAAAUCCUAAGAGGGAAAAACAAUGGGACGUAGUUCAGGCAGAUCAAAUUGACCAUGACAAUAAAACCAGGUUGUUGGUUUCCAGGAUGCUACCUCUUGACAAGACUGAUGCCAAUCUCUCUACUCGAGUCUCUAGGCUGCUGCUCUACUAGCAUAUCCUCUUGACACAAAUGGAUCCUUCGAUCAAUCAAAAUGCUCUUUUGUUGUUACAUUAGGAUUUUAAUUUAAGAAAAUUUACUUACUGAAAAAAAAAAAAAUUUAAGAAAAUUUCAAAAACAUCUUUAUUCUGUUCAAAAGGAAUUUUUAUGAAUCAAAACAUGUAAAAGCCUAAUUGAAUGAAUGCAUGAAUAAUAUGAACCCCACUGGCAAGUGCAUAUUUGAGAGUUAAAGGUCUCUAUCAAUUGUUUGAUUCCCAUGGUAAGUGAGUGGCCAAGUCUAAUGAAUUUAUUUCACACAAGCGUAAAUGAGAGUCUUAAUAGGACUUCACAUUCCAUUUGAAAGGGGCCUUUUUGCCCUUGAAUGUAGCUUAGAAUUUCGAAUUUGCCCUUGGACCGAGCUAGUACAACUAACUCUAACUAAUCCAAAAUUUAUCAAAAAAAUACAACUAACUCUAACUAAAUGUUAAAAUUAUCUAAAAGUUGAACAAAAAUUAUAGACUCAAGCCUUUGAACCAAAAGAAGCCAAUAUGAGUUUUACUGACCCAAGCAGGGUUAAUUUGUCGUCAUUGUUAUUGAAAGAAACCUAUCCAUAUAUCUAUAUGUAUGAAAAACUUGUGAAGUUGGAAUUGGCAGCAGUGGUAAUGUGACAUUAACAACAUACUAUGGACCUGUUCCAGUUGGGUUUAAACAACUUAAAUGAUUAUGAGAAAGAGAUUAUAAAACCAGGUUAUCAGUUUCCAGAACCCUAGAAAUGCCCUAGUUACCUCUUGACAAAGAAUGACGGCAAACUCUCUACUCUAGUCUCCAGGCUUCUGCUCCAUUAACAAAUGCACUCCUUACGUGUUGUGCUUCUCCACAAGCGCAUUGAUUUCCAUGGCUUUUCGUACAGGUGGUGUUUUGUUGUGUAGAAAACAUGGUGUUAUAUUCACCAUAAGCAUAACAUGAUUGAUGAUCAAUACCUUUGAUAACUCACUCACAUACUAGAUGCAAUGAUGAGUGUGAGAAAAUUCUCGCAGGGAAGUGCUAGAUCGCACUCUAAUAUACUAUAGAUGCUUAUUGUAUGCUCAAAGAAUGCUUGUCUCAGUUGCUUAUUUUCUGAACAUAGGUGGUCUUUAUAUAGAGUUUAGAAGCUUAUAGAGACUAGGGCUAAAAAAAAUAUAUUCUGUUCUAAUUGAAAAUUGAAUUUCGCUGUGUUCAUCAAUCCAUCUAGUGUCAAUUGAUCAACACCUUGCCAGUACGAUGGAUCCUUUGAUCGAUCAAAAUGCUCUUUCCUUGUUGCAUUUGGAUUUUAAUUUAGAAAAAUUUCAAGAACAUAUUUAUUUUGUUCAAAAAGGAUUUUUACGAAUAAAAACAUGAAAAACCCUAAUUGAAUGAAUGCAUGAAUAAUGUGAAUCCUAAUGGUGAGUGCAUAUUUGAGAGUUGAAAUUACCUUUUUUCCCUUGAAUGUAAGGUUCGGUUUCUAACUCUUUUUUUUUUUUUUUUUAGAAGUAAAAAUAUAUUAGAAAGCGUUCAAAAGGGGAACACAUCCCAAAAGCUAUACAAGUGCCUAAGCCAAGAAAGAGGUCCUAAGGACCCAAAGAACCCAAAAAAUUAACGAUUUCCUCUAUAGAUAUACAAUUUCUCCCCAUCACCCAACUAAUUAGGUUCAAUUUUCUAAUUCACCUGAGGUAAUACGACUAACUCUAUAUUUUAAAUCUU